Eremothecium sinecaudum is the source of this 1734-nucleotide messenger RNA. RefSeq names its product bifunctional polyamine/amino acid permease SAM3 (gene SAM3). The transcript has a single exon. Gene Ontology annotation, molecular function: amino acid transmembrane transporter activity. Gene Ontology annotation, biological process: amino acid transmembrane transport. The record is from RefSeq and is a predicted model, not a curated record. The coding region runs from base 1 to 1734 and encodes 577 amino acids. Lineage: Eukaryota; Fungi; Ascomycota; Saccharomycetes; Saccharomycetales; Saccharomycetaceae. Gene Ontology annotation, cellular component: membrane.
AUGGUAAAAUAUACGGACACAGAACUGGUCGACUCUUUCCAAUCAUCAACCUGGGUAACGAAUGAGGAUGAAGUUUCUGGUACACGUUUCACGAGGCUGAUGGAUGGCUUUCGAAGGCAUGAAGUUGUAAUACCAGAGGGUGUUGAUUUGUCUAAAAUGGACGAAUACGAACGUAAUAAUUUUAUUUUGGCACAUCAGCCUUUCAGAAAAACUCUUUCUCAGAGACAUUUAACGAUGAUAUCGAUAGGUGGCACGCUAGGAACAGGUCUAUUCAUAGGUAUCGGUGGAUCUCUUACUGAGGGUCCUGGAGCGUUGUUGCUGGGGUUUGCCAUUGUAGGUUUAUCUAUUUUCUGUGUUAUUCAGUCGGCCGCAGAGUUGUCUUGUCAGUAUCCUGUGUCAGGGUCUUUUGCGACACAUGUAUCGCGUUUUUUGGAACCUUCUAUUGGGUUUACGGUUUCUAAUGCGUAUGCAUUGUCGUGGUUGAUCUCAUUUCCAAAUGAACUAACUGGGUUGGCUAUGACGAUGCGACAUUGGAACACUUCGGUGAAUCCUUCAGUAUGGGUAACUAUCUUCUACGUUAUUGUCAUUGCACUUAAUUUAUUCGCUGUCCGUGGUUUUGCUGAAGCUGAGUUUUGGCUCUCCAUUGUCAAAAUACUUGCUAUUAUAGUGUUUCUCGUCAUCGGUAUCGUCAUAAUAUGCGGCGGUGGUCCAGGAAACGAAAAUGGUUAUUUGGGAGCAAAGUACUGGCAUGAUCCUGGCUCUUUUAAGAAGCCUUACUUCAACAGUUUAUGUAAUACAUUUAUUUCCGCAGCUUUUACUUUUGGUGGUGCAGAAUUGGUCAUACUUACGGCGAGUGAGUCACGCAAAGUAGAGUCAAUUUCCAGAGCUGCAAAGGGUACCUUCUGGAGAAUAGCAAUUUUCUACAUUUCAACAGUUGCAAUCAUUGGCUGCUUAGUUCCGUACACUGAUGAGAGGUUAAAUGGUAAUAAUUCCAAUGAUGUCGCUACGUCGCCAUUUGUGCUUGCAUUGUCGGGAACUAGCGCGUUUAGUAGAAACAUCGGUCAUUUCAUGAAUGCGAUUAUAUUGGUUGCGGUGAUAUCAGUCGCCAAUUCUUCGGUCUAUGCGGCUUCCCGUGUCAUGCAAUCCUUAGGCGCUUGCGGUCAAUUGCCCUCUAUUUUUGCUUAUGUUGAUAAACGCGGUAGACCGUUAGUGGGAAUACUGGUCUCUGCAUUAUUUGGGUUACUUGCUUUCCUAGUGAAUGUGUCUAAUGUAACCAACGUUUUCAACUGGUUGUUUGCUCUUUGUUCCAUCUCAUCGUUCUUCACCUGGUGGUGCAUCUGUGUUUCUCAACUAAGAUUUAGAAAAGCAUUGAAGGCGCAAGGUCUCUCUACCGAUGACAUUGCCUUCAAGUCGAUGAUGGGCAUUUGGUCUGGUAUCUUGGGAACUAUUUUGAAUACAAUCCUAAUUGUCGGUGAGGUAUAUGUGUCGGUGAAGGAUGGAGAUGCUAAAACAUUCUUCCAAAACUGUUUAUCGAUACCAUUGAUGAUAUGCGCAUAUGUGAUACACAAAUUUUACAAGCGUAACAAGCAAAUCUAUAUUCCUGCUGAGAGAAUAGAUUUGAGUUUAGGACAGAGUCCUAGAGAUGUAGAAUUGAUGAAACAUGAGAACACUUUAAGAAAGACGAAGAUUGCAUCUAGUCCAUGGUACUACAGGACUUACAGGUUCUGGUGCUGA